AUGUUUUCUUAAAGGCAUAAACCUCGAAACGCAUCAUUGGCAAUUCAAUAAGAUAAAUACAUUAAAAAAUAAGUUCAACUUAGCAAAAAGGAAAGCAAACCUCGAUAUUUAACACCAAAAAAAUAAAAUCAAUCAUUCUAGGCUCGAUUAUUAGAUCUCCCAAUAAUUUCUUCCAGUCCUAAAAAUUAACUCUGUGUUACCUAAAUCUUCACUUAAACCAAUGAAAAAGAAAGAAAUCCUUAUAUCUAUAAUUGGAAUUAAAAAUUUGAUGCUUUGUUGUGUGGAACCUUAAGAACAUUCAAUUUAACUAAAGAAUAAAAACUAUUCAACAAAUCGUUUAGUUUUGAAGAAUAACAAGAGAUUAUUAAGUCAUUUAAAUAAAAAGCACCUCCACUAGUUGGAAAAAAACCAAAGGUCAGAUAACUGAAAAAGAAGGAAUUUGACAAAGAAUUUGUAAUUGAUGAUAUAUCAUAAUAUUUUAAUAAAAUUCAAGAUUGA
This is a messenger RNA of Paramecium tetraurelia, 498 nucleotides long. RefSeq lists its product as uncharacterized. NCBI's taxonomy places the organism in Eukaryota, Ciliophora, Oligohymenophorea, Peniculida, Parameciidae. The record is from RefSeq and is a predicted model, not a curated record. The transcript has a single exon.